Microthlaspi erraticum is the source of this 717-nucleotide messenger RNA. Lineage: Eukaryota; Viridiplantae; Streptophyta; Magnoliopsida; Brassicales; Brassicaceae. The record is from the annotation of a GenBank genome assembly.
AUGGAUGAAGAACCCAAAGAUCCUCUGAUUUUGGGAAGACCUUUCCUUGCCACUGCUGGAGCUAUAAUUGAUGUGAGAAGAGGCAAGAUUGAGCUGAAUUUGGGUAAAGACUGCAAGAUGGUGUUCAAUGUAAAAGAUGUUAUGAAGCAACCAACUAUAAAUGGUGAGUCGUUUUACAUUGAAACACUUGAGCAGCUAGCCGAAGACUACUUGGAGGAAUUGGGAGUUGAGGAUAAGCUGCAGCUGGCUUUGACUAAGGAUAAUGAGGAGUUUGGAUGUCUACAAGCAGAGAAAACGAAGAGCAUCCGGGAUGGAAAACAGGUUGAGAACCUGUUUGCUCUAGAGUCCAAACCAAAGGAGGAAAGCUCUCAAGAGCAAGGCACGGACGAUGACUGGUCUGAGCUCAAGGCUCCCAAAGUCGAUCUCAAACCACUCCCAAAGGGGCUCAGGUAUGCGUUCUUAGGCUCUAACUCCACAUACCCUGUCAUUGUCAAUGAUGCAUUAGACCCCCAUGAGCUUGAAACCCUCCUUGUCGAGCUGCGAAAGUACAGGAGAGCUCUUGGAUACUCGCUGGACGAUAUCAAGGGUCUCUCCCCUACUCUAUGCACUCACAGGAUCCAUCUCGAAAAUGAAUCAAAGGGAUCUAUUGAGCAUCAGCGUAGGUUAAACCCCAAUCUUAAAGAAGUAGUAAAGAAAGAAAUCUUGAAAGCUUCUUGA